Messenger RNA from Acanthaster planci (crown-of-thorns starfish), 2206 nucleotides. RefSeq lists its product as uncharacterized. Gene Ontology annotation, cellular component: nucleus; transcription factor TFIID complex. Gene Ontology annotation, molecular function: RNA polymerase II general transcription initiation factor activity; protein heterodimerization activity. The record is from RefSeq and is a predicted model, not a curated record. Lineage: Eukaryota; Metazoa; Echinodermata; Asteroidea; Valvatida; Acanthasteridae. Gene Ontology annotation, biological process: RNA polymerase II preinitiation complex assembly; transcription initiation at RNA polymerase II promoter.
AUCGAAGUACUUCCCUCAGUGUGCAAAUAAAGAAUCGGCACAUAAUUUUCUUCUAAAUGGACAAUAAUUUAUGUUUAAAAACUAUAAAAAACGGCGAUCCAACCAUCAAGCAAGCCCAACUGACAUUGACAUCCAUUGUAAUGAAGCCAUGGCCGAGUCUUAUCCGCAUCAAGUUGACGACUUGGACUCCGACCGAGGAUUGAAACGGCCCCUGGAGACUACAAGCACUAGUGCCAGUGACGACUCAGCCGACGAGUUCUGCAGUCCAACAUCCCCAAAGCGACUGAAGUUUGAUGACUUUGCCAUUGGCACAGACAGCCCACCAGAGCCUCGUGGCCUCCUCUCCCCACUCGGUGACUUCAGCAGUGCAGGCCGACUCAAAGACUUGGUCCUCCCAGCCAGUAGUCAUGAGCAGGGCACGGACGACGCCACCGAAGAAUCUGCACAGAGUGAUCAGCCUCAGCCGGACCCUACCAAAGAGAAGGAAUCGGAAGGGCAGCGGCUGGGUCCCGGAGGGUCGAAGGAAGGGGAGCCAGAAGGGGACCCAGAAGGGGACCCAGAGGGGGACAGAGAGGGGGACAGACCAGCCGGGCCACGGUUGGAACGGUCCCUGAGCGCCGUCGAGGAGAGCAAACUGAAGGAGCAAAUAGAAGAGGAGAUGAGACAGAAGAAACAGAUCUUGGUGGAUUCCCUUUCCGAAGCACAGCUGAACAGGUACGAAGUGUACAGGAGGUCAUCGUUCCCCAAGGCAGCCGUCAAAAGGUACAUGCAGUCCAUCACAGGGUGUAGUGCCUCGCACAACGUUGUCAUAGCAAUGUCAGGAAUCGCUAAGGUGUACGUUGGAGAAAUUGUUGAAGAAGCGUUAGACGUCCUGGAGCAGUGGGGUGACACAGGACCGCUGCAGCCCAAGCAUAUCAGAGAGGCCGUGAGGAGGCUCAAGUCCCAGGACAAAGUGCCGACCAAAAGACACAAGCCACUGUUUAGGUAGCAGCUACUGGCCUGAGCCGUAGCCAUAGCCUGGUUUUUAGUUACCCCAUCAGAGUGCAGCUGCAGCUUGGUGUCAUUUUAUCUACAGUUGCUUUGCUCUGGCCAGGAGUGGACGAGAGCGUAGUUUUCUCAUUUGGAAACCUUGCCUGAGUAGGCCCGCACGUGCACCACAGAGGGCGUUCCUCGGUACGAGGAAGGCUCAGUUCUUGUGCUUGAUUUCAGUCGAGAUGUUUAGUUGGUGCUUUUACCCCACUGUGUACCCUCUCGCAAAUGAAAUUAAAAAAAAAAAUGUUAAUGAACGAAAAUACGAACAAAAAAGGGAGAAAUGGGGACGAUAACACCAAAUUGCUUGAAAAUUCCCCGGAGUGAACCCCUUCAAACGGGGGUCGGUCAAUUUGCUGCUGCAAAAUGCUUUACCCAACCCCCCCUCUAACGACAUCCAUGAUACAUGAAACACACCUUUUGGUGACAACACAUACACCUGCUGUGACACCAAGACUCAAGAAAAACUCUUCCUCACACUGGCUAGCUAAUGUCUUGGGUUUUACUCAGGGUCACACCUGCUUCAGUUUAAUAAUUUUUUUCAAGAUCACUACGGUGACACCCACUUUUCUCAACCACUCCUACUCACAGGAUACAUAAUGUGACAAAAUACUCUCCUGAUUGGCUUGGACAAUCAUACAUAUUCAUGACAACAUACGACUCUGAAAGCUAAUUGGCUACUUCUAGAGUACAGUGUAUGAUGACUAUGCACUCUGGCCUAGGUGAACCUGUACAUGUCAAAUGUGAACUGUUAUAGUAAAAAGCAGUUAUUUGCAAAGAAAUCUCUCUUGCAUUGAACUAUGAUGUAAAGGACUACUUUCAAAAUGUCUGUCCCUGCAAAGGUUGUAUCUCAACACUUACCACCGAAACGUGACCGGCUCCCUCAAAAUGGGUCAAAAGGCCAUAUUUUUUAGGUCAUGGUAUUUUCCUGUAGUUUGCAUGAGAAAAAGCAAACUUGAGUUCUCUGGUCUGAUGUUUCACCCAUUCUGACAUCUUGACCAAGACGGGCAAAAAGUGUUGCGGCUUCUACUGAUUUACUUACACAUUGCAAGAUUCUCUCAAAAAUGUUUCGCUCCAAAGUUGUUCUGGCACUUUGCGCCCCAUUUUGUCAGGAUGGGUCAUAAUUGUAGUUAAUCAUUUACACGGAGUUCACUAAUAAAUGAAUAAAUAAUUUAAA